This is a messenger RNA of Notolabrus celidotus (New Zealand spotty), 2246 nucleotides long. RefSeq names its product tyrosyl-DNA phosphodiesterase 1 (gene tdp1). NCBI's taxonomy places the organism in Eukaryota, Metazoa, Chordata, Actinopteri, Labriformes, Labridae. The transcript is spliced from 16 exons. Gene Ontology annotation, biological process: double-strand break repair; single strand break repair. Gene Ontology annotation, cellular component: nucleus. The record is from RefSeq and is a predicted model, not a curated record. Gene Ontology annotation, molecular function: single-stranded DNA binding; 3'-tyrosyl-DNA phosphodiesterase activity; double-stranded DNA binding. Bases 145 to 2022 code for a protein of 625 amino acids.
CCGGACACGUAUACUUCCGGCACCGCAAGUGUGAUUCUUUUGAUGGAGGUGUGUGAUCUCAACUCUGUGCAUCGCUGGAUUGCAAAGAGCCAUAACAUCAAUAACAUCAAUAUCCCGAGCAGCUGCACAUUUAUCUGAUCUGGCAUGUCUCAGGACAGUCAACACGGUAAGUGGGCCGUUUCCAGCAGCGACGAUGAUGAUGAAGCUCUUCCUCCUUCUGGGACUUCAGCAUCUCAGUCCAACCGACAUGCGGUUCCCAGUUACAACUCCAUUCAGACUGGCUCUCCACCUGGUCCCAAACUGGAACCAGAAACCGCCUCUAUAGAGUUAAAACCAGAACCGGAUAACACCCCUGUAAGCUCACUUGUUAUUGGCUCUGAAGCCCGACAGUUAGCAGCAACGAACCAGUCAAAUCCAGUGAAAUAUGAAAACACUCCAUCCUUAGCAGGGAAGAGGAAGAAAGAGGUGUCUGAUGGAUCAGGCUGGGCUCUCUCAGACAGUGAUGAUGAUGAUGAUGAUGUGAAGGGGAAGAGUUUCACUAACCCACCAAAAAAAGCACCUCCGAGCCCCCAAAAAAAGAAGGCAAAGGUGGGGAACGAGCGUCCGCCUAGUCCUCACGGUAGGGUCUACUACAUCGAUGAGCCAGAAGACUUCUUUGAAUCCAGUAUUCCUUGUUUAAAUGACCCCUUCAGGUUUUACCUUAACAAAGUGACAGGCCUGGACAGAAAGUACAACACUGGAGCUCUGCACAUCAGAGAUAUCCUCUCUCCAUUAUUUGGGACCCUGAAAGAGUCUGUUCAGUUUAACUACUGCUUUGAUAUUGCCUGGAUGGUAAAGCAGUACCCAUCUGAGUUUAGGGAUUGUCCAGUUUUGAUCGUACAUGGAGAUAAGAGGGAGGCCAAGGCCCGGCUGGUUCAGCAGGCUAAGCCUUUCCCACAUAUUCGAUUCUGCCAGGCUAAGCUGGAUAUUGCUUUUGGGACUCACCACACGAAGAUGAUGCUGCUGUGGUAUGAGGAAGGCUUUAGAGUCAUCAUUCUGACCUCCAACCUCAUCAGAGCAGACUGGUACCAGAAAACACAGGGGAUGUGGGUAAGCCCACUGUUCCCACGGUUGCCAAAAGGCAGCAGCGAAAGUGCAGGUGAGUCACCUACCUUCUUCAAGAGGGACUUGCUGGAAUACCUGGCAUCAUAUCGAGCACCAGAACUUGAGGAGUGGAUCCAACGCAUCAAAGAGCACGACCUGUCAGAAACCAGAGUUUAUUUGGUGGGCUCAACACCAGGGAGAUAUGUUGGUCCUGACAUGGAGCGCUGGGGCCACCUGAGGCUGAGGAAGCUGCUGUAUGACCACACAGAUCCUGUCCCAGACGAGGAGCGGUGGCCUGUGAUUGGUCAGUAUUCCAGCAUCGGCUCGAUGGGGCUGGAUAAGACCAAAUGGUUGGCAGGGGAGUUUCAGCGCACCAUGACUACGCUGGGGAAGUCAUCUGUUCGCCCAAACCCCCCCAUGCACCUGCUGUAUCCAUCAGUUGAAGAUGUGAGGACUAGUUUAGAGGGGUAUCCAGCGGGAGGCUCUCUUCCUUACAGCAUCCAAACAGCUCAGAAACAACUCUGGCUCCAUUCCUACUUCCACCGUUGGAAGGCGGAUACUACAGGAAGGAGUCAUGCCAUGCCACACAUCAAGACGUACAUGAGGGUGUCACCAGACUUCACUCAGCUUGCCUGGUUCCUCGUUACAAGUUCCAACCUGUCAAAAGCAGCAUGGGGGGCGCUGGAGAAGAACAACACUCAGGUGAUGGUUCGAUCAUAUGAGCUUGGAGUCCUCUACGUGCCCUCCGCCUUUAACAUGAAGACGUUCACUGUUCACAAAAAUCCGUUUCCGGUCUCCUCUUCCUCUUCCUCCUCUGGUUUUCCUGUGCCAUUUGAUCUGCCCCCUACAUACUACUCUUCUAAAGAUCAGCCUUGGAUCUGGAACAUACCGUACAACCAGGCUCCUGACACACACGGCAACAUCUGGGUUCCCUCCUGAACACACACACACACACACACACACACACACACACACACACACACACACACACACACACACACACACACACACACACACACACACACACAUAAAUUUAACCUUCUGUUUUUGUCAGUGAUAUGUCUAGAUGUUAGCUGUCAUUAGCAUAUAUUUUUAUAUUUUAUACCACACUGUACGCUCAUGUUUUCUACUAAUAAAUGAGCUGAUACGGCUGUUAAACAGUU